This is a messenger RNA of Amorphotheca resinae ATCC 22711, 1806 nucleotides long. RefSeq lists its product as hypothetical. NCBI's taxonomy places the organism in Eukaryota, Fungi, Ascomycota, Leotiomycetes, Helotiales, Amorphothecaceae. Gene Ontology annotation, molecular function: FAD binding; monooxygenase activity. The record is from RefSeq and is a predicted model, not a curated record. Bases 442 to 1806 code for a protein of 454 amino acids. The transcript is spliced from 3 exons. Gene Ontology annotation, biological process: secondary metabolite biosynthetic process.
GGCAGAUCCAGGGCGGGAAGACGCAUGCGAGAGCUUUCUGUCCACCGAUCUGCUCUUAUCUCUAUCAUUUUAAUGUUUCUCGCUCAACCCUUUUCCCUUUUCCACGCGCCGUAUUAUGCCCUGGGUCCCUGGGUCCCUUGAUACAUCGACAACAAAAAUAAAAAAAAAUAACCAUCUGCCACUCACUUCUCAUCCUCUCCCGCCAUGACGUGGGGUUCUAGUGUGCCCAACCCCCCGGAGAAUGCGGAGUAAAUACAGUAGGGCCCAGUCAGUGGCCUGUAGGGUUUCAUCAUGACAGGAUAGCCCCUCUGCUAAAGGUAGUUUCCAACGGCAAUUGAGUUGAAGCCUUUCCAGACGCUCCCUUUUAUCCACAAACCCGUCCCCCUCGCUCGGCCUGCCCCUCUCCCAACCUCAAGUGAACCUGCUACUCUGCUCAGCGCCAUGGAAACCUACAAGGACGACCUCGACUGGUCCUUCAAAGCCGUCCACAAGUUCAAGGUCAUCAUCGUCGGGGCUGGCAUCGGGGGCCUCUCUUCCGCCAUUGGCCUCAAGAAAGCCGGCCACGAUGUGGUGAUCCUCGAACAGGUGCCCGAGAUUGGUGAGGUGGGCGCCGGCAUCCAGAUGGCUCCCAACGCCGCGCGGAUCAUGGGCAGGUUCGGAUUGCUGGAGAAACUCAUGUCCAAGGCGAACGCGCUGAAGCGCAAUUCUCUCCGCCGAUGGAAGGACGACACCGAGCUGGGCUUUGCGCCGUUGAUGCCCUCCAUCGGUGAAAAAUACAAGGCGCCCCUCUCGGUUAUCCACCGAGGCGAUCUCCAGGCCAUCCUCCUGCAAGCCGUGAAGGACCUCGAGGUCCCCAUCCGCCUCGGCGUUUGCGUCGAAGAAGUCGACCCCUCGUUUGCCGCACGCGUCAAGCUGCACACUGGCGAAUGGGUACAGGGCGAUGUGGUGAUAGGUGGUGAUGGGGUGAAAUCCGGCAUCCGCAGCCAGAUGGCCCAAAAAUACGGGCAGAAGGACCAGGCGCACCCAACGGGCGAUGCCGCAUACCGAGUUCUGAUCCCGAAAGAGAUGAUGAAGGACGACGCCAAAGCGCUUGAGCUGCUGCACUCCGAUAUUGCAUACCGGUGGAUGGGCCCCGGUGGCCACAUCAUGGCCUACCCGAUCAAGAACAACACGGUGCUGAACAUGGUUCUCCUGCACCCGCAAAAGCCGACCACCGAGGACCAGGAGAGCUGGACGCGCAAGGGCGACAAGCAGGAGAUGCUGGAUUUCUACAAGGAGUGGAACUCGACCGUCCGGAACCUCCUCUCCUACGUCCCCGAGGGCGAGGUCAUGGAAUGGGCCCUCAACUCCCACCUGCCCCUCAACACCUGGGUCGAGAACCGAGUCGUCCUCAUCGGUGACGCCUGCCAUCCCAUGCUGCCAUACGUGGCCCAAGGCGCCGCCCAAGCCAUCGAAGAUGCCGGCGUCCUGACCUGCGCCCUCAGCAUGACUGACAAUGCCGACCUGGCCUUGGCCGUCUACGAAUUGGUACGGAAGGACAGAGGAGAGAGGAUCCAGAACAGUGCCGCCACGACACGGAUAUCUCUGCAUCUACCAGAUGGCCCUGAGCAGAGGGCUCGCGAUGCUGCUAUUGCGGGGAGUACGAAGGAGGGCGCGCACAACCCAGAUCUGUGGGCUGACAGGGAGUGGCAGAAUUUCAUGUGGGGCACCGAUGUAAUGAAGGACACUAUCGAGAACUGGGAUAAGCUGGUUGCCCAAGUCAAGGGGGUGCAUACGUCGACUGUGAAGGCCGUGAGCUCUUUAUAG